UUACGUCAUACGUCUGCGCCACGUCAAGCUUUUGUUUUCAAUGACAGUUUGCACUCUGCACACUUCUUUUAGCUUUAUUUUGAUAACACAAGUAGGCUAAGUAGUUCAAUCGUAAAGUGACUACCAUGCACAGAGCCGCGCACAGAGCUUUGUAUGACUGGUCUAAUAUUCUCGGGCCAGCGAUGAUUCGCCAGUGUUUGAAAUGCAGAGUGCCCCCGCAGCUGAGCUCACGUGCCUACAGUGUGGUCCCGACCCCAUGCGACAGUGAGGAGAAGGAGAUGCUGGACCGAAUGCUGCGCGUGGACCACGCGGGUGAAUACGGGGCCAACCGCAUCUACGCCGGCCAGAUGGCAGUGUUGGGGCGAACCAGAACUGGACCUCUCAUCCAGGAAAUGUGGGAUCAAGAAAAGCACCACCUUUCAAAAUUUAAUGAAAUUCUGGCUGAGAACAGAGUUCGACCCACAGCGCUGUUACCCCUCUGGAACAUCGCUGGUUUUCUAUUAGGUGCGUCCAGUGCACUACUGGGAAAAGAGGGGGCCAUGGCCUGCACUGUGGCGGUGGAGGAGAGUAUUUCAGAGCACUACAAUAGCCAGAUAAGAGCUCUGAUGGAGAGGGACCCCGAGAGAUACACUGAACUGUUACAAGUUAUAAAGGAAUUCAGAGAUGAUGAGCUGGAGCAUCAUGACACAGGAUUGGAGCAUGAUGCUGAAAAAAUACCUGGAUACUGGCUAAUAAAAAAUGCAAUACAGCUUGGCUGCAAAGCUGCAAUAUAUGUUUCGCAACGUGUCUAAUAUUGUAUGUGGAAUAAUUGAAAAAUGUCACCAAUGUUUGUUUGAUGUGUUGACUCAGCUUGUAUAAAUGGUUUGAAUUUGAAUGACAGUUUGAAUUCUGCUCCAUUGUAAAUUAAGCACUUUCUUGUACUAUUGCAAGAUUAAAAGUAUUGUAUUGAUUAAAAGUACAGUUACCUAUUUGAACAAAAAUUUUACUGCUUUGUACAGUGUAUAAUACAUGGACUGUUUAGGCAGGUAGAGGUAACCCCAUAGAAAUAAAAUUUCUAUGGGUAACCCUUUCUAAAUUAAAUAGCAGCUCUACACUGUUUUGUGUAAA
Molecule: messenger RNA, 1107 nt
Organism: Perca fluviatilis (European perch)
Lineage: Eukaryota; Metazoa; Chordata; Actinopteri; Perciformes; Percidae
Gene: coq7
Product: coenzyme Q7 homolog, ubiquinone (yeast)
Exons: 6
Coding region: 126-791 (221 amino acids)
Biological process (GO): regulation of gene expression; determination of adult lifespan; ubiquinone biosynthetic process
Cellular component (GO): nucleus; mitochondrial inner membrane
Molecular function (GO): 3-demethoxyubiquinol 3-hydroxylase activity
Source: RefSeq, a predicted model, not a curated record